GCGAAUAUGCGAAAUAAUUGAUUUCAUGUUAUGUCAGAAACAGAUGGAUAAAAUAGAUAUGUAGUGAAUUCUUUAGAUAAGAUAAAUAAAACUGGUAUACUGUAUUAUUCAUAACGUGUCGUUGCAGUGAAUUAGGAAACAAAGAACUUUGGAUUAUUGUUAAUAAUUAAUUAAACAAAGUGAAAAUGUCUGAAGUUCAAUUAAAACCAGUAAACGAAGCUGAUUUUCAAGAUUUGAAAAGUCGAAUGAAAUUAAUAGCAGAAGCUGAUCCUACACAAUAUCAUAAUGAUUUCUCCUUGAGGCGGUAUUUGCGAGCUUUUAAAACUGUUGACGAUGCUUUCAAGGCCAUUCUCAAGACGAACAAAUGGAGGAAAGAAUAUGGAGUAGAGAACCUAACAGCAGACUCCCCUGAAGUCAAAAGCAACUUGGAUGCUAAUAAGGCUCGAGUCUUGCGACAUAGAGAUAUGUUUGGCAGACCUGUGAUAUAUAUACCAGCUAAGAAUCAUAAUGCCUCCAAUAGGGAUAUUGACGAGCUGACUAAGUUCAUCGUUUAUUGUUUGGAGGAUGCUUGUAAAAAAUGUUUUGAAGAAGUAGUAGACAAUCUGUGUAUAGUAUUUGAUCUUCAAGAUUUUGGAGUAAGUUGUAUGGAUUAUCAACUAGUGAAGAACUUGAUAUGGCUGCUAAGUCGGCACUAUCCCGAAAGAUUAGGAGUGUGCUUGAUCAUAAACUCUUCAUCCUUGUUCUCUAGUUGCUGGGCAGUGAUCAAAGGAUGGCUGGACGAAAAUACUACCAGCAAGGUAACAUUUGUCGGCUCAGAAGAAGAACUGUGCAAGUAUUUGAUACCGGACAUACUACCGACGGAUAUUUAACUGGAAUUUCUCUGUUAGUGGAACAAACAUAUCUAAUCCACCCAUCCUUAGAAUAGUAGCAUUUAUUUUUUUACAGUUAUCCUAACACAUUUUUUGUAAGUUUUUAUCGAAUGAUUUUAACGGGUUUAUGUUGUAAGUUCUUGUUUAUUGUAGGGGUUUUUUAACGAACAAAGUCACUUGGUGACGAACAAAUUGGUUGAAAUUCAAUAGUUGUUUUAAAAUGGACUACCAAAUUUGUUUGAUGCUGUUUGUAAGUUAGAGGAAUUUAUUUCUAUUAAAUUUUAUUAGAUUUGUUAUAAAUAGCAUACAUUUUUGUAUGCAUUGAAUAUAUUGAAGCAUUUUUUGGAAGAUACUUCCAUUUUUUGUGUUUUUCAAUGUUUGCAGGUUUGUUUAAAAUUAUGACAUAUGUCUAAAAUUCACUGUCACGUUUUUUGAGAAAUAUCUUCAUUAUAAUUAUAGUUAUACAAAAGUUUAGGUCAAAUAUCCAAAAUUAUCACAUACGAUGUCACAAUUUUGGAUAGUCCAUGAUUUUAAAUAUAUAGAAGAAAAUUCUCAUAGUUCCUGUCAAGUUUCACUAAAAAACUGUUUCAGAUUAUACAGGGUAGCGAGAAAGUAUGGAAACACGAAAUUUUCUCGGAAACCGCUUGAACGAUUGUUUUAAAUUUUGGUAGGUAAGAGUAUUCUAAUACGGCCGAUAUUAUAGUGGUAAUAACAUUGUUGUCAAAUUUUCCGUUUUUCUGGAAAUCUAAUGAACUUUCUUAUUUUAAAUGGAACACCCUAUAUAUUUUUUGUGUUUUGAAGUCCUUAAGAAAUUCUGAUUAUUUUUCAUGUUAUAUUCCCUAUACCUAAAUGCCACAAUUUCGGAGUUAUUGCUACAUUUAUUAAAAAAAAAAAUUAACAAAUUAUACAACUUUAUUUUUUUGGACCGGGUAGAUAUUAUUUUAGGUUCUUUUGGUCAUUGGAAACAAAAAAGGUCUUUUGUAAUUUUCCUCAAAAGUUAUCAUUUCCGAGUUAUAAACAUAUUAAAACUGAAAAAAUCGAAAAAUGACAAUUUUCUGUGUUCAAAAACAUAAGUAAAAAUAUUAUUUUUGAAACUGUGAAGUGCCUAAAUUCAAGCUCAAACCUUAUUUUAUCAGAUACCGAUAAGUUAUUUGGUCUUAUUUCAUUCUAAAACAUUAUUUUUAGUUAAUGCAGCCCGAUAGCCCGUCCUCGCAUAUGAACUUUAUUAACAAUAAAAAAAAAACAAUGUUUUGGAAUAAAAUAUGCCAAAAAUUCUUGUAGAGAUCUGAUAGAAAAAGGUUUGAGCUUGAAUUAAGGUACUUUGUAAUUUUAAAAAUGAUUUUUUACUUUUCUUUUUGAACCUUGAAAAUCGUCAUUUUUCGAUUUUUUUCAGUUUUCAAUUGUUUAUAACUCGAAAACGAUUAACUUUUGAGGAAAAUUACAAAAGACCUUUUUUGUUCCCAAUGACCCAAAGAACCUAAAAUAAUAUCUACCUGGUCCAAAAAAAUAAAUUUGUACAAUUUGUUAAAAAAUUUUGUUUUUACUUAAUGUAGCAAUAACUGCGGAAUUAUGGCAUUUAGGUAUAGGGAACAUAACAUAAAAAAUAAUCAGUAUUUCUUAAGACUUCACAACGUAAAAAAUAUACAGGGUGUUCCAUUUAAAAUAAGAACGUUCAUUAGAUUUUCAGAAAAAUGGAAGAUUUGACAACAAUGUAAUUACCACUAUAAUAUCGGACGCAUGAGGACACCCCUACCCACCAAAAUUUAUAAAAAUCGUUCGAGCGGUUUCCGAGAAAUCACCGUGUUUCCAUACUUUCUCGCUACCCUGUAUACGUUAUAAUAUAAAGAUUAACAGUAAAGUGUAAAAUAGGUAGUUGGGUUCUUUUUAUUGAUCGAAAAUUGUAGGAAACAGUAAGUUUUUGAUAAACAAGUAAAUACAGAUAACAAUGUGUCAUAACAUUUCUACAAUUGUUCAAUGAUUAAAAAGAAUUUUACAUUCUACGAUAAAACUGAUUGAUUACUAAACCAUAUAUCGUUGGCCUGGUAUCAAAAAUGCAUAAGUCCAAAAUAUUCAAUUUUAGACUUUUGAUCGUAUCUGUUAGCAUUAUCCAAAAGCUAUGUACUACUUUGUUUUCUUCCAAUAUUUAUAGUUUACUGUUAAAAUUGUGAAAAUAAGUUUGCAUAACUCUUUUCAUUGUAAACGGGCGAGUACCUACAAGGUACAGGCAAAAAUUACACAUAUUGUAUCACUAAAAACGUGAAUUUAAAUUGUUUAGGGACUUGUGCAAUUUUCACAUUAUAUUUAUUUAGUUGUAGACAAGUGGAGUUAUGCAUAGUUAGUUUUUGUCUCUCCUGUAAAAUCAGAUAUUUUGGACUUACGCAUUUUUCACAUUAAGCCGAUGAUAUGCAUCCUCGAACGCAUAGCCCAAUAGCCUCACUAAUUAAAUGCUAUUGAAUGAUGCCAGAAUUAACAAAUAACAGUGCCAUACUGAUGAAGAAUAAUUAUUUAAAAUAGUUUUCACACAAUUGCCUCAUUAAUAGAUUUAGUAAACCUUAUUUAUUUAUGUAUUGUAAAUAGAUAGUGGCAUGGUUUCUAAACGAGCUUACUUGGAGCAGUAUCCGCGAUGUAAACCAACUAUAGGGGUCGCUUUGACAGAAAAGCUCUUAGCUCAGCGGAGCUGAGAAUGUAGGAAAAAAACAAUUCUUCAUUACCUUUUUUUCAUGUUUUCCUUUAGGAAGGCGUUGAGAGGGAACAACACCUUUCUUUAAAAUUGUCUUUAUCCCUGAUGCAGCUACAAUAGAGAUUUUAAGUAAGAUCUGUAUUAGUUUAUACAGGGUGUUUGGUAAAGAAUGGGCCAUAGCUUACCCUUAGAUUCCUGAGGUUAAAAUAGGUCGAUUUAAGCUAACUUACCUUAGUACAAAAGUUUAUAAUAACCGAAAUACAGGGUGUCAAAGGUAAAAUUUUAUUUUAUAUAUUCUUGAAUAUUUCCUAACAGUUCAACUCUCCUAUGAUAGUACCAAAUUGACAGCGUUAUGACUUCUUCUAAAGGUGCCUCCCUUCCAGAGAUGCAUCUUCUAUUCACAGCAGCUCGAAAUCAACCACUUGACGUUAGACCAGUCCACUUCCUAAGAUUGUCCAGCCAGGAUAUACGUCUACGCCCAAGGUAUCUUUUGCCCUCAAUUUUGCCUUGUAGAAUCAACUGGAAAAAAAUCAAAAAAAUGAUUAUCAGCAAGGAGAAUAUAAACUGGGCUCAUCUGUACAUUAAUGGAACGCAGAUGGAGCGCGUAAAACAGUAUUGCUACCUGGGAACUAUUAUAAAUGAGCAGUGGAGCAACGAACGGGAAAUAAAGUGCCGCAUAGAAAGGCAAGAACGGUUUUUAACAAAAUGGGCGCCAUAUUCAAAAGCCACAACAUAUCCCUAGAUACACAAAUGAGAUAUUUGAGAUGUUAUGUUUUCUCUAUAUUGUUGUAGAGAGUGGAGGCAUGGAUGCCUAUAGAGGCCACUAUUAAAAAAUUUGAAGCGUUUGAGUUGUGGCUCUAUAGAAGAAUGCUGAGAAUAUCCUGGACAGCAAGGAUCACGAACAAGGAAGUUCUAGAAAGAAUGAAGUAGGAAUCGGAGAUUGUGUUUACCAUCAAACGCAUCAAACUGCAGUAUAUGGGACACGUUAUGAGAAAUCAGCACCGUUACUUCGUGCUGCAGUCCAUAUUGCAAGGUAAAGUCAAAGGUAAGCGACGACCCGGUAGAAGGAGAAUAUCAUGGCUGCGGAAUUUGAGAACAUGGUUUAAGAAAACUUCAACGGAACUGUUUCGAGCCGCAGUGAGCAAGGUUAUUAUUGCCAAACCAGAAGAAGAAGAAUCAACUGUAGAAGUCGGUAUUUAUUAUUACGCAUAAUGUGGCCGAAGUAAGCCAAUUUUAUGUUCUUUGCGGUGUUAAUAAUUUCUUUGUCUUUUCUUAGCCUCUGGAGAAUAGUUAUGUUUCUUGUGUGGUGUAUAUAUGAGACCUUCAACAUACUUCGGUAGCACCACAUUUCAAAUGCCUCUAAUCGUUUUAUUACAUCUUCUGUAAUACUCUAGCUUUCUACUCCAUCGAGGAGGACACUAAAGAUGUAACAUCUAAGAAUUCUUAUGUGAAUAUUGAUACUUAAGAUAAGCUGCAGAGAAUCUUCGUAAGACUGUUAAAAGAGGCUUUUUCAAUACGAGUUUUUAGUUCGUAGCUAUGAUCCCAAGUAUCCUUAAUAUCAAAUAUUGAUCUAUAGUUAGGGAUACCAUACGUCCGGAUUUCGUCCAGACAGUCCGGAUUUGAAAGACAUGUCCGGAUUGGUGUCCGGAUAUGAGAAAUGUCCGGAUUUUUUCUUUACUAAAAAAAUGGACAACACUUGGCCCAACGCACGGUGGGAAAUUUCAUUCUGCGCAGCACCUAGUUAAAUUGAUCGCACUGCUUGUCAUGUUAAAACAUAGAUGUAUAUAUGUAUUUUAAACUGGCAGAGAUUUUCGAUGUUAGUUACAUAUUGUAGCGAAACAGCUGUACUUUUAAUUGUGCCAUAUGCAUUUCGCAUAUAAUAUGUACAAUGUAGAAAUAGCAACACAGUCAAAUUCACAUUUUAAAUUUUCUACAACCCCUUGGACUACCACUGUCCGGAUUUGGCCUUAAUAAAUUAUGGUAACCCUAUCUGUAGUUGGCUGCAAUUCGCCUUGGAACAUUGCCACAACCUGUUUAAAAUAAAUAAGGGUUCAUUAUUUUUUGCGCCAUUAAUUCUAGUUUGGAUCAUUUCGUUUUAAUAGUAAAUGUUUUGUUUCAUUAAAAAUUGUUUGAAUUUAUUUUAGAACUUUUUUGUCUGGAAUAAAUUGGAGAUCUGCGAUUCUAGUACCUCAUCUAGCAAACUAGAUAGAACAUUUGUAACAUCUUUUAUGGCAAUUGUUUUACUUAAGGGAGGGGGGGUAUGGUUUGAAAUAUUUAAUUUUUUUAUUAUUUCAAAUAAAAGUGCAUACUUUCAAGAAUACUCUCUAAGAAUUUCAAAAUAAUCAGAGUAAAAUUACCAGAGAUACAGCGUGUUGAAUAUCUCUACCUUCGAUUCGCUUUGCCGCGAGUUCGCGUCAGCACGCUUGAGCGUAGUGAGAAACGUUAAACAACUGUUCGCCAAAAGACAUAUUCCAAUGUGCAUCACUUUACGAUUUGGCAGACAAAUAAGAAGAUGAAGAUGCAGUUGUCAAAACUUUAAACGCAUUUUUCUCAAAACUGCUUUUUCAAAUGCGGUGGACAUUGUAACUGAAAAACUACUCGGUCGAUCUACCUGAUAUUUUGCACAGAUUUUGUUUAGACAUUUCAUGAGGUAACAACGUCAAGAUAUUUUUCUUUUUUUGCUUAUUUUUUGUUCAACAAUAAUAAAUCUGUUGAUUUUCACAAAAUUUUUACCAAAAAUUUCAUUUUUUUGAUUUCUGAGUGAUACCAAAAAUUCAAAAAUCAUUAACAAUAAAAAACUCGACGUUGUGACCUCGUGAAACUCAAUCUAAUUAAAUCUUUUUGAAUUUUUUGUUUCGUAUGAUCUAGUGACGAGUUCUGAUGUUCACCGCAAAAUCCAUUUUUUUGUGAGCUGCCUGUCAAAAUUUGUCACCAAUGGCUUAUUUUUCAAUAUUUUGGAUUGAAUUUUUUUUCUAAGUAUUCUUUGAAUUGUACUAAUAUGUUUAUUUAAUUUAAAAAUAAAAUAAUUGCACCAUAGCUUCGAAAACAAUUCACAAAAAUGGGCUUGAUAUGUUGAUUUCAAACCGUACCCCCUUAAGUUAGCAAUUUGAGAUAUUAGGAUCGCGAAACUAUAAAACCAACAAAACCUUUGUAUGAAACGAACAUUCCUCUUGAGAUUUCUUUUAUCUAUUAGUAUUACAACAGUAUCACAGCUUAAUGUUAAGUUUUGUAUAAAAAGCUAUCAGGUGUAAUUAGGUCGAAGAGCAGAAUUUAGUAAAUAUAUUCGCACAACUUAUUACCAACUGCAAACCAAGAGUAAAACGACGCACGUCUUGACUAAUCUCACUAAUAUCCACGAUUUGUCCACAAUUUGACGGUUUAUCGGCGUUUUCCAAAGCCUCUAAUGCUUUUUCUACCCUUUAAAAUUUGAUGAUAUGUCAGAAUCCAAGAAAAAGUUUGAGUUGUGGGCGUGAUCACGUAGGCUGAUGUCACUUGUCACACUUUUUUAUAUAGUUUAUGUCAUGACACCAAAGUGUUUCAAAUUCGUCCGGUUCUGCGCAUGACGUCAAUACGUGACUAGUUAGCGGCACCAAUUUGAAAUAACCUAUGGAUAACAUGAAGAGUUUAUUAUUUAUUUAGAGUACCAUUCUGGUAACAAAAUUACGGAUUAGUUACGUUAAAUUUCUUUUUACCAAACGUAAUGAUAAAGUAAUUAUGGAUUAUUAAAGAUAAAAUAGGCAAAUGUGCACUUAAAAUAGUGAUGUUUUCAUUAAAAUUAUUAUCACACUAACGUAAUUAUGACAUUCACUGAAUACAAUGAGAAAAACCUUAUUAAUACCUACUAAAUUUCAAUACUUUCCGUCAUUAGAAAGGUUUUUCGCAUCUACAUCAGUCUCGUCUUUGAGAGGACGUGGACUCUUAUUUUCGUUAGAGGUUUGGUCAUCACAUCUGUAACUUGUUCGGCAAUGGAAAUUUGUGUGAAGGCUUUUUAGUUUGAUCACAAUUUCUUAGGUUAUAUCUUCCUGUUUCCAUAUCUACCGAUUCUUUUAUGGUCAUCUUCACCAUUCUGUGAGAUUAUUUCAGCAUCGAUCUCAUUUUGUUCUAAUUGAGAAAUAGCUAUAUAAUGAUGGUCAUUUUUAGAAUUAUUUUCUAUAAGGAGGUAUUGUAGAGGCAAUUGAACUCGUUUCUGACAACCAGUUUUUCCAAAUAUUUAACCUGUUAUAUAAAUAGCAGAAACAAACAACAACAAAUGACAAAAUGUCGGGAUCGUCACGUAUUGACGUCACUUGACAUUUGACAGGAGAUGCGUGGUGUCAUAUUCUUCGGUUUCAUUAUAUCAUGGUCUAUGUCUAUACGAUGGGCCUUAAAUUAGUUUAGUUUAUCGUUGGGAAUCAGUUGUGUGGAUAUCCUGUAAGUAUUUUUAUCUCCAGUAGUUAGAACCUUCAUGAAAACUUCAGAAAGAAAACACUUUUCACAAUAAUGUAAAUGUUACUCUGUACAAAUUUUUAGAUAGUUAAUUCCAAAAUAGUGCGCAGCCUUGUACCAAUUUUAUGUAUCGUUGUAAAGAGCUCAGUACAAAAAUAUUUUGGAAAAAACUAUGUUUCACCAAAUACUAUUGACUGUAAUACAUACAACUUUUGACAUUUCCCAUUAAAUUUGAGGAAGCAAACAAUAUAGCGCCAUCUAGUGGUGUGCGGUGAUAACCAGAGCAAUCUAACCUUACAUUUAUAAAAUUGCUUUAUUAUUGUUUUUGUAUAAGUCGCACCAUCAAUGCAAGACUAUCACAACUCAAAAAUUACCAUUUUUUGUUUUUUAUGAAUCUGUAAUGGUAAUGGGUAGUCUAACAUAAUGAAAGAGUAUUAUAACUCAAAAUUUAAUAUAAGACAUUAUUAAACAAUAUUAAUGUUAAGUUAUAAUACUCUUGCAUUAUGUUAGACUACCCAUUACCAUUAGAUUCAUAAAAAAACAAAAAAUGGUAAUUUUUGGGUUGUGAUAGUCUUGCAUUGAUGGUACGAAGUGUUUGAACUAUUUUUAUUUUAAUUUAAUUUAGCAAAAUUAGCUCGUUAUUAAAAAAUUUAUAAAAUUAAAUUUGAAUGUUUGACGUCAAAUUUUACAUUUUCAAAACGUAGUUUCACUUCAAGCCGACAGUGGCGCUGGCGCGCUAGUGGCAACGUGCUUCCGGAUUCCUGAGGGAGUUGGAUGUAUAACAGUCAAUAGUAUUUGGUUUCACUGUAAUAAUAGUGUUAGUAAUCGUUGAUUAUAAGAAACCAAGUUUCUGUAGAAGAACGGCUAAGUUAAUUCCUACUCUAGUGUUAUGUGGGGGCGCUUUUAUUAAUUACUAUUGUCGGAGAAGAAUAGGUUAAAUUAAUCAUUGAGAAAAUAAUUCCUAAUUUAACACUAUAUCUUUCUUCAGCCAAAUUAUUUCACACAACACCACAAAAAAAGAAUGUGUGUACUUUGUACACGCGUAAGAAGUUAUACUUGUUUACCUUUUAAUAACAUUGCAUUUUCAUAAUUAAUUUUAUUUACUACAUACCUUGUUUACCUUUUAAUAACAUAACCUUUAUACUACUUUUUCCUCUUAUCAUUUUUUUGGGCUAUGACCUUGACAAUUGUCCAGUAACCAGAACCAAUAUGAUUGGCCAAUAUAAUUAAAAGUGCUAAAAAUGUUGCUGAGCUAUGAAACCAGGUGUCUCUUUUCCGAACUUGCACGGCCCCAAUAGGGCACACAAACAACAUCUAAGUAUUUCUUUCCAUAAUUCGUGGCUUGAGUCAUUUUGAUGUAAAACGUUCGAGAUACCUAUAGCACUCUAUAAGUAGGCUGUGAACUCUAUUAGUCAGGGAGCUUGUUACAGUGGUUUAGGCUUCAAAUAAGUCUAUCACAGAUCGAAACCAUCUCCAACUUCACAGAAAUUCACAUUAAUUUUACAACAAAUGUGACAAAUAAACCAAUAAUUUUAAUUCCAGCAGCGCCAUAUAUGAAUUGAAUCAACAACUUUUUGUCAUACUUCUUUACGUCUCGAAAACUAAAUAUUUGAAAAUUUUUAAUGAGUUAUUUAUCAACGUUUAUACCAGAAAUUGUCAAAUCUCGAAACUAUAACCUACACUUAACAAAGUUUUGUGGAAGUUAUAACUUAGCCGUUCAUAUUAAAUCAUCUAAGAUGAAUUGUAUAUAGAAGUAAGUUGUUUAAAUUUUAUUUUUGCAUAUUUUGUUAAAUCCCACACUUUAAUACACUUUUUGGCGGGAAUAGUUUGUAAAUUAAUUAGUUGCCAAAAAUAUAGAGGUUGAUCAAUGCUCUGGUUUGGUUUGAACUGUUUACUUCUUCUCCGUUUGUUUUGAAACUGAUAUCUUGGAGAUUAAUGUGGAGUAUAAUUAUAAUUGCGAAUUAAAGUUCUAGCAUCUUUCGCUAACUGGAAGAUCCAGUUUCAGCCAUUUAAAUCGUGUUUAUUGUGAAUUUUGGACUUUCCUAAUGUACAGUUACGAUCAUUGAAUAGUUUACAGGCUUACGUAUCUAGGAGCCAAUUUUUUUAAAUUUCACCUCGUUUAAACGCACCUUUUACGUUAAAGUGACGUUACCAGUGGUGUAACUAGAAUAGGUUGAUUAAAAUUAAAAAAUCAAAAUAAUAUAAAUAUAUUUUACAAAAUUUAACAAAAUGGAAAGUAUACAAAGAAGUUUUUUUUGAGGAGUUUGAUAUCGAUUUAUUUUAUACGCGAAAUUUUUGACACGUAUUGACUUUUUGAAAUCUUUUGACUUUGAUAUUUAUCAGAUCCGUACGACACUGCAACUUUACAGUAUUACAAUAUAAAAAUUAAGGUGUAAACUAUUCAGUGAUCGUAACUGUACAUCGAUCGAUAUGGUUGAGGCAACAUGUUAGUUAAAAAGCGUCAUAUGUUUUAGUAAACCAAUAAUAAAUCUUGCAGUUCACAAGGUUUUUCGUAUCAAAAUGUUAAUGAAGACUUCUUAGUUUGACAGAUCGUCCAAUAUUCCAAUAUUCUAAAAGUAAAAAUUCAGUUCAACUCUUCCAAAAUCCCAAUAGAACCAUUUUUUUAAUACAGCGUAAUUAACAGUAAAAUAAAUGAAAAUUAUUAUUAAAAUCUAUUUGUCUCAUCGAUCUUCAACACUUUCAGCUCUAUAAUAUACAUACCUUCAACUCAAAUUAGUAAUGAAGUACAAAAUUUCAACAGACUUGCACUAAAUUGUCAGUAUUAGGUCGCUUAAAAUUUUGGUAUCCUAAUGAUAUUAGUAUCCCCGCCCACUGAUGUCAUUCCUGAGAUGACAACUGACAUUUUUAGUAGCAUAUGAUAGUUGACAAGAAAUAUACGUGAUAACAUAAUAUGUGACCUAUGCGACAUUUUAUGAUACUUUGCCUGUUUGUUUAAUAUGCUUUUUUUUAAUAUACAUGAAAAUACGUGACUUACAUAUCGUUAUUUACAUUUUAGAUAUAUAAUUUACUUAUGUAUAUGCAUUUUUAAGUGCAUUCAUUGCCAAUACUGGCUCAAAUUGAUUAAUUGAAACAGACUGUAUGACUUGUACACACUUCUAAAAAGGUCAAACCGGCAAACAGGUGUAUGUUCUCAAAGAAAUUGAAAGUGUGUAAAAAAAAACACUUUCAAAACACUUUUUUUUUACACACUUUCAAUUUCUUUGAGAACAUACACCUGUUUGCCGGUUUGAUCAAAUUGAUUAUACAGGGAAGGAUUCAAAGAAAAAGAUGCAUAGGGAGACGUAGAAUAUCAUGGCCACGCAACCUGAGAGAAUGGUACUGAUGUAAAUCAAAUGAACUUUUCAGAGCAGCCGUCUCUGAAGUUCGAAUAGCUAUGAUGAUUGCCGACCUCUGUCGGCAUCAAGUGCCAUCUCCGUCGUGGAGAUGGCACUUGAAGAAGAAGGUUGUUAAUACUAUGUUAUUACUUGUCAACUGUCAUCUGUUAUUGCUUUCUUGUCAGUUGUUAGCAUAGGACUUUUCAACGAUUGUUAUUUGUUUCGAGAUUCUGUCAUAUUAUGUUGUAUAAUCUGUGUAUAAUAUUAAUAUACAUUGUCAUUUGUUUCGAGUUUCUGUUAUAUGUUGUAUAAUCUGUAUACUAUUAAUAUACACGGAUUAUACGACAUAUGACAGAAGCUCGAAACAAGUGACGUUCGUUGAAAAGCCCUAUUGAGGAUCGCUAAAUAUCUAGGAUGGCCCUCUAGUAUGUUAAAUCAAUUAAUUUGUAGCAAAAUAUACAAGAUAUCAGUUAUUUUACACCUCACUUAAUCUGGAAGAAUAAUUUUCUUUUAUUGAUAAUAUAAACAGGAUCUACGCCGAUUUUAAAAAGUCAAUUUUGUGAAAUCUGCGCUGUGCUGUAUUUAAAAGAUGAUACAAUGUAGUGUGUAUACUGUAUACCUAUAACAUUUUCUAGAAGAAAAUGUUUACUGUUGUUACUAGGGCAUUAGUUUUCUACACGUAGUUUUUUAGAUAAGCCAAUUUUUGUUCAAAGUAUUUAUCAUGUAAUCAAAAUUGAAAUUAUAUAUUUGUAUUAUUUUCUUGCUGUUAUUCUCAUCCCGACUGUAUAUUAGUCAUUAAAUGCAUUAUAAAUC
This is a messenger RNA of Diabrotica virgifera virgifera (western corn rootworm), 12122 nucleotides long. RefSeq lists its product as uncharacterized. NCBI's taxonomy places the organism in Eukaryota, Metazoa, Arthropoda, Insecta, Coleoptera, Chrysomelidae. The coding region runs from base 186 to 869 and encodes 227 amino acids. The transcript has 4 exons. The record is from RefSeq and is a predicted model, not a curated record.